AUGGCGACCUCGGCGAUGGCGACCUCGGCGAUGGAGCCUCUGAGGCAGAUUUUCCUCCAGUACUUGAUGCCCGAGGAGUGUUUCGACCGCUUCUUCCUGCACCUGGACUUCCUGCACGUGCCGUGUCUGAAGAUCGUCCUGAGCAAAGUGCUGGGCUUCGGGAUCAUACUGGGCUCCAUCAUGGUGAAACUGCCCCAAGUGUUUAAACUCAUCGGGGCAAAGAGCGCAGAAGGUCUGAGCUUCGGCGCCAUCCUGCUCGAGCUGUUUGCCAUAACCGGCACCAUGGCGUACAGCAUUGCAAACAGUUUCCCGUUCAGUGCCUGGGGGGAGGCUCUCUUUCUAAUGCUGCAGACUCUCGCCAUUGGCUUCCUUAUCCAGCACUACAGAGGAAACACUUUAGCAGGGCUGCUCUUUCUCGUCGUCUAUUUCUGCACCGUCUCUCUGCUGCUGUCCCCAGUCACGCCGCUGCUAGUCGUCACCACAAUGCAGGCCUCCAACAUGCCGGCCAUCAUCGUAAGCCGGCUCCUCCAGGCAGGAAUGAACUACCGCAACGGCCACACGGGGCAGCUCUCAGCCGUCUCUGUCUUCCUGCUCUUCGCCGGAUCUCUCGCCCGUAUCUUCACCUCUCUACAGGAGACAGGAGACUCGCUCAUGGCCCUGACGUACGUCAUUUCCUCCUGCUGCAACAGCCUCAUCGCUGCUCAGGUGCUCUACUACUGGAACUGCAGUCCUGCCCUCAGGAAGAAGAGAGAGUAGGAGGACUUGGUGGAGAGAGUGGUGCGCCCAUGCACACACACAAACACACACAAACGCACAUGUGCGCGUGCAUUGUCAUUCCUCUCAACUCGAGAGAUGGGACCAAAGCGCAGCUGCAGCCCUGGGUCCAGCGUCCACUGGAGGGUGGUGUGCACGAGCCUGUCCUCUGCGCUGCUUUCUGUGUGUGUGUGUGUGUGUGUGUAUCACAGGAGCAUUAACACACAGGACCGUCAUGGUGUGUAGCCACAUUCCUCUGUGCCCACUACAAGUGUACUACAUCUUUACCUCAGCUAUCAUAGUAUUGCUGGUAUUCCUUUACCACUGUUCUUCAGCACAGCAGGAGGUUGACAAGGAGUUCUGUACAUGUUGUUUUGGGACACGUGUGUGUGUGUGUGUGUGUGUGUGUGUGUGUGUGUGUGUGUGUGUGUGUGCGCGCGCACAUGCUUUUUCUUCAUACGGCUGACAUGAAUUUAUUUCCAGAAUGUUUAAUUAUGGUUGAGGAAAGAUUCUUUUUAAUUUGUAUAUUUUUAAUUUGUCUCUGUAUUCACUGUGAGCCAGUAGAGGAAAUGGACCAGUACGGAGUCCGGUCUCAGUAAAGGUCCAACAACCUCAGUGAACAGAGGCUCUGAAAUUAUCGUCAUAUUUUUUCUCAUGGAAAAGGAUGUUUUCAGUGCCCAUCAGUUCCCCUGUGUGACACAAGUUCAUUGUGUGGAACUGCUGUGCAUCAUGUGAUCCUCUGUGCUGCUGAGAUUCCCUCCCUGUUGCUUCCAGAGGAAUAAAAGC
Scleropages formosus (Asian bonytongue) is the source of this 1539-nucleotide messenger RNA. RefSeq names its product mannose-P-dolichol utilization defect 1b (gene mpdu1b). Bases 1 to 756 code for a protein of 251 amino acids. Gene Ontology annotation, biological process: oligosaccharide biosynthetic process. NCBI's taxonomy places the organism in Eukaryota, Metazoa, Chordata, Actinopteri, Osteoglossiformes, Osteoglossidae. The record is from RefSeq and is a predicted model, not a curated record. The transcript has 7 exons.